Molecule: messenger RNA, 3936 nt
Organism: Osmerus eperlanus (European smelt)
Lineage: Eukaryota; Metazoa; Chordata; Actinopteri; Osmeriformes; Osmeridae
Gene: rnf144aa
Product: ring finger protein 144aa
Exons: 9
Coding region: 356-1255 (299 amino acids)
Biological process (GO): protein polyubiquitination; ubiquitin-dependent protein catabolic process; positive regulation of proteasomal ubiquitin-dependent protein catabolic process
Cellular component (GO): Golgi apparatus; ubiquitin ligase complex; cytoplasm
Molecular function (GO): ubiquitin conjugating enzyme binding; ubiquitin protein ligase activity; zinc ion binding
Source: RefSeq, a predicted model, not a curated record
AAUGGCGUCCUUCCAGUGCGCAGAGUGCAGCAGCUGAUUCUUGCCUCUCUAGAGCUGUAGAUGGCAUCGUAAAGCUGAUCCAGUUGCCUCUAUGGACAAAUGUCUCCGCCCCAUGGAUAGACCACCGACUGUAGGUUAGAUGAGAGACAUGGAUACAAUUAGAAUGCCGUCAGUCACCACCCAGACCGAUAUUAGGAUAGCUUCCAGUAUGCUCCUGCUACUCCAGUACUGCUGACCAGUCAGCCCACUUCUUCGCUAAUCCAAUUCAAGAGAUCAACUAGGACUGCAGUCAGCUCUCAUCUCUCCCGAAGACAUUAUCUCAAGGAGAAUUCGGCGUUAUCAGACAGCAAGCUCCAUGUCGGUGCCAGUCAGAAUGACCACGGCUCGGUACCGGCCUACCUGGGACCUGGCGCUGGACCCGCUGGUCUCCUGCAAACUGUGCCUUGGAGAGUUCCCUCUGGAGCAGAUGACCACCAUCGGACAGUGCCAAUGUGUCUUCUGCACUCUGUGCCUGAAGCAGUAUGUGGAACUACUAAUCAAAGAGGGCCUCGAAACUGCAAUUAGCUGUCCUGACUCUGCCUGUCCAAAACGAGGACACUUACAGGAAACUGAGAUUGAGUGCAUGGUGGCGUCAGAGAUCAUGCAGAAAUAUAAGAAGCUGCAAUUUGAGAGGGAGGUGCUGUUGGACCCGUGCCGGACCUGGUGCCCAUCCCAGUCAUGCCAGGCCGUGUGCCAGCUGAAGGAGACGGAGGCUCCACUGCCCCAGCUGGUCACCUGUGCCGUCUGCACCCUGGAGUUCUGCUCUGUCUGCAAGGCCAGCUGGCACCCAGACCAGGCGUGCCAGGAAAACCAGCACAUCACCUCCUUCCUACCAGGAGAGACCAGCUCCCUCUAUAAGAACGAGGAGGACGACGCGCCCAUCAAGCGCUGUCCCAAGUGUAAGGUGUACAUCGAGAGGGAUGAGGGCUGCGCCCAGAUGAUGUGCAAGAACUGCAAACAUGCCUUUUGCUGGUACUGUCUGGAGUCUCUGGACGAUGACUUUCUCCUGAUCCACUAUGACAAAGGGCCUUGUCGUAACAAACUGGGCCAUUCCAGGGCUUCUGUCAUCUGGCACAGAACACAGGUGGUGGGGAUCUUUGCAGGAUUUGGCCUUCUCCUAUUGGUGGCCUCGCCCUUCCUCCUCCUGGCCACACCGUUCGUCCUGUGCUGCAAGUGCAAAUGUAGCAAGGGUGACGACGACCCCCUCCCCACCUAGCCCGCGACCCCAGCGACCGGGGCCGAGCGGCGCCCCAUCGGGCCAUACUUUUUCCUUUUCCCUCCCUGCUUUCUUUUCCGCCCUCCUGCUUCCAGCGCUUCAUUUUGGGGCUGGGCGUGGCGAGUGCCGGCCGGGACGCCGUCCUGAUCCACCUGGGAGAGGGGUGACCUCUGACCCCCAGGACAACACAUGGCCUGCAGUAGAGCUCCGGGGGGUUCAAAGUGUGUGGAGGGGCAGGAGCAGGAUCACAAUGCCCUGGCGUAUGUGAUGAUGAUGAUGAUGAUGAUGAGGAUGGGGUGGUGGUGGUGGGGAUGGGAGUGUGUGUAGCAGAGGUCCUGAACGGACCUGAACAGACAGACACUGGAGGCUGUUGUUCAGGAAGCGACCGGUGUGACGACAAGCCGAGGAGUCGGAACGAGCGGAUUCCAGAAUCCUCUGUGAUCGGGACAUUCUCAUGUCGGAGCCACGAUUUGAAAGACUUUUUCACUCUCGUCUCGGUUCCUCUGUUCUUGAUUCGUGGCACUGCUGUGGACUGAAGCUUUCCUCUCCUCCACUCACUCUGUGUGGUUCUACAUGUUCCGUUUUUAGCGCGAGAGAUGCACUGCACACGUCUGGUUUUGUUGGCACAGGAGGCUCCUCUUUCUGUCGGGGUGAGCGGUGGGCUACACAGGGGCGAUUCUCUCUCUCUAUAUAUAUAUAUAUAUAUACAGCACGUUCUGUUGGUGGUGUCCUUGUCUCUGGGCCUGUUGCUUCAAAUGUGUGUUUGUGUGUGUACCCUCUGAGUGUUUCCAACACUCUAGACUGACCCAGAAGUAACUGACAGUCUAAAGUCUGACAGUCAAAGAUAGAUUACGCUAAAACUUCACUCAAAAUACUGAGCCAAAAAUAAUGAAUGGCCUUAAGUUGCAAGUAGCCAAAUAAGUCAAUACCCUAGUAUCUAGAAAAAAAAUCACAUUUUGUUUAAAGUUUGACUUUAUGAAAGCACAUUUUCCAGUACAUCAAAAUCAGCCAUAAUCGUGUAUCGUGUUUUCCUCAUCCAUAUCACGUUAUUGUACACUAGAUGACUGUAAGGAAUUCUCUUUUUUUUCUUGUCUGACUAGAAUCAAACUUGCAUAUGGUCUAGUGGGAGUCUUUGGUAGAUAGCCCUCCAGCAACCGCAGCUCGCCAACAUACAAUACAGGCCUUGACAGUGACUGUUCUGUUUUAGAAGCAUUCUAAACUGCACUCUAUCAUUCUGUCUAUGCAAGUUUGUAUAUUUACGACCUCAACCUCUGUUUUUUGUGGUCAUAUCCAGUGGUACUGUAUGUCCUAUUCAAAAGACACAGUUUACAUUGGCAUAAACUGAUCUGUUGCGAAAGGUUUACUCAUUAGAGGUGUCAAACAUAUCUUGGAUUGGGUUUAAUUUUUCCGGAAUCUCCACGCAUCUCCAUGAUUUCAUGGAGAUUUCAACUCCUGUAUUUCAUCAUGGUUUAGGAUUUGAAAAUCAUCUCCAGCUAUCAUUUCUGUCAAAAAAGGAACAGGCGUGAAGACAGUAGACAUGUUGUUUUGUGUUUGUUACCUUAGAGAGACCAGCCGUCCAUUUCUAUAUUACCUCGGCUCCUCUCUCAGCUCAUUACUUCAACCUGCCACAAUCUGGAGGGCCUUAAACACCUAGACUGCUACGAGCUCCGAGCUGUCACACUCUGCUCCGUAUGAGAGCUGUCUGGAGCACUGUGCUGGUGGGAGAGGCCUGCAAGUCUUCAUGUAGCAUCAGAGGGGGUUCUUAUACGGCUCAACAUCAAGCAUGAGAGAAGCGCAGUCAUUAGCCUGUAGCUUCUACCUUCUGGUGCCCUACCAAAACACACAUGACUACUUUUGACUACAUUAGGCCUUUUCAGUUGACGAAACCUUCCUCUGAAGGUAGAGAGAUAAGGACUGUGUAGGACCCCCUAAGAAAGUCUAUUUUUCUUUGAAUGACAAUCGUGCCAAGCAGUAGUCGAUGUACAGGCUUUAUGAUACAUGUUUAUAUGGCUUCUUCCAGUUCUAGGAACACCACAGUACGUACAGUAGGUCUUCAUAAUGUUGGCUCUCUUUGUAGCUGCAACAUAUGUGUCACAUAACAUGCCAUUUUCCAAUCAAGCAGCAAGGGCUGAUCCUGUAGCCUAGAGGCCUUGUGUGUUCUGGUUUUGGCCACCAGGGGGCCACAUACAGCCUCCACCAUGCCUUUCACAGCUCUUAACUAAAGCUUGAAUCUUACUGUUGCUCUGUAUCCACACUAGACACGUUUCCUAAAUAUAUCUAUAUUUUAUAACUGGUUAUAUUAGGAGAUUGAGUUGCAUGUUAUAUUAUCAGGCUUAACUUUUUGUAAAAAAAAAAAAAAAGAUAUUUUGGGCUGGCUAACAUCUCAGAAUUGGUGUUAAGUAAUUUCAGUCUGAAGAUUUAGGUGUAAUGUGUCCUGGUUUUUAAGUUUUCCUUUCUCAUCACAGGCUUGCUUUGUAAAUCGUUCAGUUGGUUUUUUUCUACUUAAAUCCUGAGUAAUUCAUUGUGUUUGUAUUUGACUGGAAGGGAAGGAUGUGUUUUGUAAUCCUUGUACAUUGGCAUGUGUGGACAGUGUCAUCUAAACACAAACUUCUACUCACCCCUAUGUAACUGUUCCACUAACACUGUGACAAAAGAUAAUAAAUGUUUUUUUUGUGACUGCU